Sitodiplosis mosellana (orange wheat blossom midge) is the source of this 726-nucleotide messenger RNA. Its product is annotated as MYND-type zinc finger-containing chromatin reader Zmynd8-like. Bases 1 to 726 code for a protein of 241 amino acids. NCBI's taxonomy places the organism in Eukaryota, Metazoa, Arthropoda, Insecta, Diptera, Cecidomyiidae. The record is from RefSeq and is a predicted model, not a curated record. The transcript has 3 exons. Gene Ontology annotation, molecular function: protein binding.
AUGGACGCUGGAGGACUUCGUGCAAUGAAAGACAAAAGUUAUUCGAGUUUUGAUGAUUUCAAAGCAGAUAUUAAGGAAUUCACGGAACUGUGCAAGAAGAAACAUCCGAAUUCAAAAGAAGUCAAAAAGUCAUCAGUUAAAUUAGUCAAAGUCGUUGCAUCUGAUUUAAAAUACAUUAAACUAUGCGCACAAUGCUACAGAAAUGGGAUAAAAUCCGCAAAUUCAAUGAUUGAACUAUGCGAUCCACUCCAUUUAUUGAUAUGGGGCAAAACAGAAGGAUUCAACUACUGGCCAGCCAAACUAAUGUCAGUACAAGGGAGAAAGGCCAAUGUCAUUUAUUUUGGUGAAUUUUUAAAUGCCCAGGUAAACGUUGAAGAUUGUCUGAUUUACACAGAGAAGCGGCCAGAUAUUAAGGCAAGAAUCGUAGAAUACGAUUUGUUCAAAGUUGCAUUAAAGGAUGCUGAAAAAUACAUUUCCAAUAUCAAGGAAAAGUACGGUUUCUUUAAUUAUGCCGAGAGAAUCGUUCAUAUCAAUCCCGAAAAACUCACUGAACACUGUGAUAAUAUGAUAAAACCAAUUGAAGAGCCAGAAAUACUGACAGUACCACCAUCAGCAUCAGAACAGGUCGAUUCAACUCAGAAGCAAAAUCAUUGGAACCAUCAGCUCCCAAUCAACUUCCAGAGGAAAGCAGUAUACCACACUCAAGAGCAUCGGGGAGUGAUUUAG